Molecule: messenger RNA, 1598 nt
Organism: Alnus glutinosa
Lineage: Eukaryota; Viridiplantae; Streptophyta; Magnoliopsida; Fagales; Betulaceae
Product: 3-hydroxyisobutyryl-CoA hydrolase 1-like
Exons: 16
Coding region: 177-1328 (383 amino acids)
Biological process (GO): L-valine catabolic process
Molecular function (GO): 3-hydroxyisobutyryl-CoA hydrolase activity
Source: RefSeq, a predicted model, not a curated record
UAAAUAAUCGCUUUUGAAAGCGGUUAUGCGGAUAACAAUUGCAGAGGGAAUAUACCCGUCCAGUUUGUAGAGGCCUACUACUCGCGGGCACGAAUUUGAUCCCAACGGUGAAAGCCACCGCGCUUAUCAAGAACCAGCAGGUCAUUUCACACACACAGCUUCACAAGCAGAGAACCAUGGCUCCACUCAAUUCAACCAAACCCGAAGAGGAUCAGGUUCUGAUUGAAGAGAAGUCGUAUGCGAGAAUAUUGACGUUGAAUAGGCCUAGGCAAUUGAAUGCCCUUUCAUUUCAAAUGAUUUCUCGGCUACUGGAACUUUUUGUUGCCUACGAGGAGGAUUCUAAUGUCAAGUUGGUAAUCGUCAAGGGAAAGGGAAGAGCAUUUUGUGCUGGUGGUGAUGUUGCAGCUGUUGUUCGUGAUAUUAUUGAAGGUGACUGGAGAUUAGGUGCACAUUUUUUUUGCAAGGAGUUCAUCUUAAAUUACAUUAUGGCCACAUAUCGUAAAACCCAGGUUUCAAUUCUUAAUGGAAUUGUCAUGGGAGGUGGGGCUGGCGCUUCGAUACAUGGUAGAUUCCGGGUUGCAACAGAGAACUCGGUCUUUGCAAUGCCGGAAACAGCUUUGGGACUCUUCCCAGAUGUAGGUGCCUCUUAUUACUUGUCAAGACUGCCUGGAUUCUUUGGAGAAUAUGUUGGUCUUACGGGCACUAGGUUGGAUGGUGCUGAAAUGCUUGCAUGUGGCCUUGCAACUCACUUUGUCCCCUCGGCGAGAUUGUCUUUGUUGGAAGAAGCACUGCACAAGCUAGAUUCAAGUGAUCCACCCAUCAUUUCUGCAAUUAUUGAUGAAUACUCACAGAAACCUUAUUUGAAAGAGCAAAGUGCAUAUCGCAGAUUGGAUGUCAUUGAUAGGUGCUUCUCUCGAAGAACAGUUGAAGAAAUUUUAUCUGCCCUUGAGAGAGAGGCCUUGAAUACAAAGGAUGAUUGGAUCUCUGCGACAAUUCAGUCACUGAAGGGGGCAUCUCCAAUGAGCCUCAAAAUUUCUCUGAGAUCAAUCAGACAAGGAAGGCUUCAAGGUGUUGGUCAAUGCCUUGUCCGUGAGUAUAGAAUGGUUUGUCAUGUCAUGCGAGGAGAAGUCAGCAAGGAUUUCUUUGAGGGCUGUAGAGCUUUACUCUUGGAUAAGGACAAGAAACCAAAGUGGGAGCCCUCUAAAUUGGAGCUUAUUAGUGAUGAUAUGGUGGACUCGUACUUCUCUAUGGUGGAUGACGAAGUGUGGGAAGAUUUAAAGCUUCCUGUAAGAUCCAAACUGCCUACAUAUGCCAUUGCGAAGCUUUAGUGUAUCAAGGGGCUAUAGAGGUAUACUGUUGGAAAAGGAUGGGAACCCAAAGUAGGAUUGUAGGAACCCUCUAGAUUGGAGUUUGUUACCAAUGAUAUGGUUGAGUCGUACUUGUCUAUGGUGGAUGCUGAAGAGUGGGAAGAUUUAAAGCUCCCUGCAAGAUCCAACUUGCCUUUGUCAGCCAUUGCAAAGCUUUGAUGUGUCAAGAUGAAUAAAAUCAUUACACUUUUGGAAUCCUAAUAAAAUGCAUGUCAGCAAAAUUCAUGUUAA